AAAGAAGAUAAAUUCCAUUAAACUGUGUGUCAAAGUUUUAGCAUUAGUCUCGCCCUCGAACAAGCCUUAACCAACUCCUCACCUUUCCCUCUUUCUCAUCCUUCAUCUGUAUCAGAUAAAAUGGAGUUCUGCAUGGAAGAAAGAGCGUUGAAAUCAAGUGUAAGGGGAGAAUUAACCAUGCAGAAGAACAACCAGCAUGCUGUUUUCGAUGAUUUAUUGUGCCUGAACGGUGCCGUUCCCGGCGAAGAUUUCUCCGUCGAUUGUUUCUUUGAUUUCACGAACGGAGAAUUCGAUAACGAAGAAAAUUCUGGUUUUAUUCUCUCGCAAGAACAACGUCUAGCAGAUGAUGAUAGCAACUCGAAUUCCAGCAGUUUCUCCUUUGAUUCUGUUCUCACCAACGAAUUAUCUGUACCGGAUGAAGAAAUUGCAGGGCUUGAAUGGGUAUCUCAGUUUGUGGACGAUUCGGUUCCGGAGCUUCACUUUCCAUGCCCGGUUUUCAAAGAGAGCCAAGCAAAAGCUCGGUUUGAAUCCUCGUCGGCACCCGUUUUUGUGAAAACGCCGUGUUUUUCGUCACCGGUACCGUCUAAAAGUCGGAGCAAAAGGGCUAAACCGACCGGAAAAGCAUGGCCGGUUGGGUCGUUGCCUCUUUCCGAGUCAUCGUCUUCGACGACGGCGUCGUCGUCUUCAAGUGCUUCUUCCGGAUUUUCCAUGACUUCGGCUCUGGUUCUCAAAACCGAGCUGACCAACGAUUUCUCCGAGCAGCCGACGAAGAAGCAGAGGAAAAAACCGGGCGUUCAGGCUAGUGGUGGGAGCGCUUUCCAACGAAGGUGUAGUCAUUGCCAAGUUCAAAAGACUCCUCAGUGGCGAACUGGUCCACUCGGUGCCAAAACCUUGUGCAACGCUUGUGGGGUUCGUUACAAGUCCGGUCGGCUCUUUCCCGAGUACAGACCAGCUUGUAGCCCCACUUUCUCCGGUGACGUACACUCCAACAGCCACCGGAAAGUUUUGGAAAUGAGAAGAAAGAAAGAGGUAGCGGAAGGGAAGGUAUCGGAUGAGUUGACUCGUAUGAUUCCGAGUUUUUGAGAGUUUAGGAAAAUAGCAAAGCUAAACCAGGAUUGAACCGGGUUUAAUUUAACUCUUAUUGGGCUUAGCUUAGUUUCUAGAUUUCAGGGUCUAAUUUCGGAAAUUAGGUAGGGUUUUAAUUCCUAGUAUUCAGUUUUUAUUUAAUUUAUUUCUAGACUUUUUUAUCAAUUUAU
Hibiscus syriacus is the source of this 1256-nucleotide messenger RNA. RefSeq names its product GATA transcription factor 5-like. The transcript has 3 exons. The record is from RefSeq and is a predicted model, not a curated record. Lineage: Eukaryota; Viridiplantae; Streptophyta; Magnoliopsida; Malvales; Malvaceae. Gene Ontology annotation, molecular function: zinc ion binding; sequence-specific DNA binding. Gene Ontology annotation, biological process: positive regulation of DNA-templated transcription. Gene Ontology annotation, cellular component: nucleus. The coding region runs from base 121 to 1083 and encodes 320 amino acids.